Molecule: messenger RNA, 2334 nt
Organism: Entamoeba histolytica HM-1:IMSS
Lineage: Eukaryota; Evosea; Mastigamoebida; Endamoebidae
Product: Vacuolar sorting protein VPS9, putative
Exons: 1
Coding region: 1-2334 (777 amino acids)
Biological process (GO): vesicle-mediated transport
Cellular component (GO): endocytic vesicle; cytosol
Molecular function (GO): small GTPase binding; guanyl-nucleotide exchange factor activity
Source: RefSeq, a predicted model, not a curated record
AUGCAACAAGACCCUCUUGUAAUAACUAAUCAUAUUCAAUCAGAGGGGACUAGUGAUAUUACUAAUAGUGAGAUAUCACAAACUAUUCAAUUUAAUGAAAUACCAAAAAUUUCUUCAUUUCACUCUGAAGAAAAUGAAAUUAAUAAUUCUUCUAAUCAAGUUCAACGAAGUGACAUCGUUUCAAUAGAAAAUAAAAAAUAUAUUCCUCCUAAACCUGAAAAAGCACCUCCUUCUCCAGGAAAAAAAACAAUUCAUAAAAGUAAUUCCAUUGAAAAAAAAAGAUUGUCAGAAGGAUAUGACUCAUGCUUAUUGAUUAAAGAUAUAUCACAUCCAAUAACACCUCCUCCAAAACCUAAAUAUUCUCUUGGAGAUAAACCAUUGUAUGAAGCACCAAAAUAUAAAAAGAAAUUAACUGUUAUAGACAAACAAACACGUAUUAAUCGAAGGAAAAUUCAAUCACAGUCAUUCAUUUUUGUUAAAGGUGUCCCAUUAAACUUUGAAAGAUACUCACAAGUUAAAGAAGAAAAUAAUACCAGUCAAAUUCAACAAAAAUCUUUUACUUCAGAAAAUAUUCCUACUGUCACUAUUGAAAAUAUUCCUUCAAGUGAAGUUUUAAGUGAAUUACAAAAUAAUUCUAUUCAAAUAGAACAUGUUAACAAAAUUGAAUAUCAUAACUCAUUAUUAGUUAUUACUCAUCCAAUAUUUCGAUCAUUAAUAACAACUAAUAUUUCUAUUUUACAAGACGCUCUUAAAUUAAAUGCAAUAUUAAUAUUACCACCAGUAUAUUGUAUCAAUGAUAUUGACUUGACAAAAGAUUUCUUCUAUUCUCAUUUUAUUUUACUUGAUAAAGAAUCAUUACACUUUAUAACUUUAACUCAAAUACCAGGAAUUAUUUCUGAUUCUAGUUUAAGAAUUUUUAUGAGUGACGUUAAAGAUUUUAAUGGAACAGACUUUGAACGAUUUGAUGAGGCUAUUGAAACAGUAAAAGAUAUAUCUAAAACAAGUGCUCCUAUAUUCUCAACAAAUAUCAUUGGUGUUGAGGCUUAUAUUGGAAAAGAAACAAACCAAUCUCAAUUAAAUAUUUUAUUAACAAAAUCACCAAUCUAUCAACAUGGAUGUAGUUGGGCAUGGAAAUUAAUGGAUGGAAAUGCACCAUUAUCUUUUAAUGAAUAUACUAUUGAAUUAUCAUUAGAUGAAAGUGUUGAAACAAUUAAAAAUUCAAUUCCUGGAUUUAUUGAUCAACAACGAAUUGACAAAAUGAUGUUAAAUGAUAAGUUUCAACCAAAAUUUGUAUCACCACUAGAUGAUGAACGAAGAAAAGAAUUAAAUAAUAAUAAUGAAAUACAAAAGAAGAUAUAUCAAAAAAUUCUUAAAAUAAAAGAAGUUUCAAUCCAAAUUGACCAAUUUGUAGUUGGCUUUGGAGAAAUGGUUAAAGGAAUGAAUUUAGAUGAACGAAAAGAAGUUAUUGAGAAGUUUAUAAAAGAAAUGAUUAUUACAUUAAAAAGAUUAAAAAUUGGAAUUGGUGAAGAUAAACAAUACUUCACUGUUCUUCAAAGACUAUUAUAUACUAGGGUAUUUAAAUAUAUUUGGCCACCAAGUAUUAAUACAAUUGAAAAAAUGAAUCUUAAAGAAGUUGAAGAAGAUCAUCUUAUAAUGAAUAAAGUUAUAGAACAUCAAUUUAUUACACCAGAGUUAUUAGAUGUUGAUUUUGAUGAAAAUAAGAGUGUGGAACCUCUAAGUUAUGCUAUAAAUUGUUUAAAACAAAUAGAUUCUGUUAGAACUGCUCAAGAUAAAUUAGCAUAUAUUUAUAUUUCAUUACGUAUUGUUGAAAUGACAAUAAUUUUUGUCACGGGGAAUGUAAGUGGAGAUAGUUUUGUUCCUAUUGUUAUUUAUACUUUAUUAAAAGCAAAUUUACCUCAUCUAAGUUCAACAGUAAAAUACGUUAUGACUUUUGCUGAAACUACUAGAGGAGCUCAUUCAUGUUAUUUCUGUAAUUUUGUGGCUGCAGUGUCUUUUAUUACUCAAAUGAAUGAAAACUCAUUACAUUUUGAAGAAAAUGGGGUUUACCAACAAUUUAUCCAGCAAACAAAAGACUCUUAUCAAUAUUCAAUUAAACAACGUUGUCCAACUAUUCUUCCAGCUCAUUUACUUACUUUAUUUGAUGUAACAAAAACAGAAGAACCACAAAAACAACUUUAUCAUAUGUUACAAUCAUCUUCUGAUAAUUUCCCACGAGAAGAAAUCCCUACACUCCUUUCUGUAUUAAAAUCUUUGUAUGAAGAAAAUAAACGUUUAAAACAACAAGUAAAUAAAAUAAAACAAACACAAAAUUAA